AUGGUUCAAAGGUAUUUUCGGUACAUCUUCCAUGCACUCCCAGUUCUUUCUCGCUCCUUUGUUCUUCGAGACAUUGAAGACUUCGUGAAAAACGCCUCAGUUGGGCUUCUUGCCGCAAUAUACGCACUUUCACUACAAUUCACUGCAUGGGAUGACAUCCUUUGCGUUGACAGUGGCUAUAACAAACCAUCAUCAGAAGAUUUGUGGGGCAUAUCGUAUGCCUGUGUGCAGAGAGAGAUGCACUUCCCGCGUCUAUCAACAAUCCAGACUUCUCUCCUACUCCUCAAUUUCGACCCUUUCGAUCCAGCUUCCGCAGAGAAUCCUUCGGCGUGGGCUUUGGCAAGCUCAACACUAGCCAUUGCUCAGUCUUUGGGGUUAAAUAUGAAUCCAAUAGGCUGGGAUCUACCUAUUUGGGAAAUUCGCCUCCGGCGACGCCUGUGGUGGUGUGUUUUUGUCGAACACAGCUGGCGAGCCGUCACUCAUGGGCGGCAAUCAAUAAUUUCCUACGAUAGCUGGAAUGUGACCCCUCUCGGCUUGGCUGACUUUGAAGUCAACCUGAAUCCUGGAGCCGGAUUUGGGGUGGAUGAUGUUUGCCCGGAUUACUUUAUGCAUCUGAGUUCGCUCACGAUUAUUGCUAACGAUUUGUGUCGGACCUUCUUUCAUUCUUGCCUCGUUCCAUGGCUGUCUCUAUCAAAGGUAUCCUUGAGUUUGCUUUAUCAACGUCCACUAAUUGGCACCGCCAGCUCUCUCCGCUCUGUCUGUCAGCAACAACCUUUGGAGAGCUUGAUAGAUCAGGCUCGAGUGUUUCGCCAGCAACUACAACAGUGGAUCGGUGCACUGCCGGAGUCACUUCACAUGCCAGCACCAGCGCAGACACACUCGGAAACAGAUGAAGAACCAGUCGAUACUCGCGGUAGCUUGCACAUUUCAUACUUUACAGUUCAAAUCCUGCUCUUCCGCGCUCUUUUACGACCAAUACUCGACGACAAAUUAGAGCUGGAUCACAUUCAACCCUCGGUCGCAGCCAUCCUAGACGCAUCGCGAGGCUUGAUCCGCACUGUGACUCGUUUUAUCUACAGCCUCGAUGCUAGACACCAAUCAGCUUUCUGGCCGACAUAUACGAGAUCAUGCUUCUCUUAUCCGGGGCAAUUCAGCUUCAUGCUAUGUUUCCAGCACAGAGAGCCGCAUAUGAUGAUUAAUGACCAAAAGCUCUUGGGUGUUUGGAGACAAACAUUGCGUACACGCGCUCCAUCUUGGCCACUUCUUCGUUUUGCGGCUAUUCGAGUUGAUGGCAUCUUUUGGAAGAACUUGGUCAACGUCGCGGCUGCUUCUCACAAUGUUGACACCUCAACAUGA
This is a messenger RNA of Penicillium coprophilum, 1356 nucleotides long. RefSeq names its product fungal specific transcription factor domain-containing protein. Gene Ontology annotation, molecular function: zinc ion binding; DNA binding. Bases 1 to 1356 code for a protein of 451 amino acids. Gene Ontology annotation, cellular component: nucleus. Gene Ontology annotation, biological process: DNA-templated transcription. Lineage: Eukaryota; Fungi; Ascomycota; Eurotiomycetes; Eurotiales; Aspergillaceae. The record is from RefSeq and is a predicted model, not a curated record. The transcript is spliced from 2 exons.